CUCCUUCUCCUGGUUCCUAUUGGACUGCGUCGAUAAUUCUGAUCUCGUUAAGAAUAGCAUGCGUUCCCAAGGAUGUUCUUGUAGCCACCAAGAUACUGCCAGUGGAUGGAGCUGAUUCCUUGUAUUUAUAAUACAUGUAGCCUUAAUAUCAACUGAACAGCCAUUCCAGCGGCCAAGGUGCUGGCUCAAUUCCCUCACGGGUCUGCGACUAUUAAACGAUUGACCAGGCGUCAAUGUCACUUCUGCCAACUGUGCGUUUCAUUGCCCAGUAGAAUGUUUUGAGAAAUCUCAGCGCAAUGCGAGACGGCGAUCUCGGUAGAUGAGGGUCGGUCAUGAAUCAUGCGCUAUACAUAAGCAACCAGAAAGUUCGUCGUCUUCCAGAGCGCAAUCAUCCCUUCACAAUCCGUCAGAUCAGACGCAGUCCCUGGUCCAUUCAUCAUCACAUUCAACACAACGGUUGUAUGUGACGUCAUCCGACCUCCCGCGCAUAGUGUAUGUACCCGUGGGCUUGGCAGGGGCAACACCCCCUUCUCCCUCGAAUCAACUUUUUACUUCAAAAGACCGAUUCUUUCUUCCCCGGCCGCCCUGGGACGUACGGAUACGUUGAAAACAGUAGUCGAAAGCAAUUGACGACCAGCGGCUAGGAUGGCAUCCCGCUCGCGGGCGUACAACCCGCUCUUCCAGCCUCUCCUCUUCCUCUUCCAGCUCUUCCAAUGGCUCGCCGACAAGAUCCUCUCGCCGAGCCCUCCGGGGCCCAGCACGCGGCUCAGCCGCCCGCGGAUCGCCGUGAUCGGCGCGGGCAUCACCGGCGUGACCAGCGCCGCGCACUGCAUCGGGCACGGCUUCGACGUGGCCAUCUUCGAGGCCGGCGGCGAGGACCAGCUGGGCGGCAUCUGGAGCCGGGUCAACAACACGUCCUCGCUCCAGAUCCACUCCGUCAUGUACCGCUUCCACCCCUCCGUCCGGUGGGAGCGCGGCUACCCGGACCGCCAGCAGAUCCUCAGCCAGGUGCGCGAGCUGUGGCGGCGCUACGGGCUCGACCCCCGCACGCGCUUCCGCACCACGGUCGACCGCGUCUACCAGGACGACCGCGGCCGGUGGAUCGUCAACGACGACCCGUCGCUCGGCCGCUUCGACGGCGUCAUCUGCGCGGUCGGCACGUGCGGCGCGCCCCAUGUGCCGCGCUUGCCCGGCAUGGACGCCUUCCGCGGCGAGAUCCACCACUCGAGCCGGCUCAGCGGCGCCUGCUCGGCGCGGGACAAGACCGUCAUCGUGAUCGGCGGCGGCGCCAGCGCGGUGGAGGCGCUCGAGUUCGCGCACGCGGAGGGCGCGCGCAAGGUGUACGUCCUCGCGCGCAGCGACAAGUGGAUCAUCCCGCGCCACCCGGUGUGGAACGUGCUGCUGGCGCUCAACGUGUUCGGGCAGGAGACGGCGCUGAGCUGGAUCCCCGAGCUGCUGCUGCGCAAGAUGUUCUACCGCGACCUGGAGGACCUGGCGCCGGCGGGCAAGGGUCUCUUCACCGACACGCCCAUGGUCAACUCGGACAUCAUGGACAAGCUGCGGUCGGGGCGGGCCGAGUGGAUCCGCUGCGACAUCGAGCGGUUCACCGAGAAGGGCGUGCGCAUCAACCGCCGCGCGAAGGGGGUGCCGGCGGGCGGGCCGGGCCGGCCGGACCUGAUCGAGGGAGACAUCGUGGUCAUGAGCACCGGGUACGCGCGGCCGAGGCUCGACUUCCUGCCCGCGUCGUGCUUCGACAAGCCGUACGACCCGCCGAACUGGUACCUGCAGACCUUCCCGCCGAACCACCCGUCCGUAUCGUGCAUCAACUGCACGUACAAGAACGCGAUCGGGACGGUCGGCAACUGGCACAUCGGCAUCUACACGAGGAUCUUGCUGAUGUUCCUGGUCGACCCGCUGACGCGGCCCAGCCCGUUCUGGAUGAAGCGCUGGAUCGACAUGACCAGGCUGCUCAAGAGGGCGUCGCCCGUCGGGCCGUUUGAGUUCUUCACGUACCUCGAGCUGGUCUGGUGGUUCUGCUUCUGCGUCGCCUUCAACCCGUUCCGCUGGAAGUGGGCAUUUUUUGUCUUCUUCGGCCUCGGUUUUAUGCUGCCCGCUCACGUGGUCAAGGCUGAGGACAGGAUCCGUAACGGCCUGGGGUUGCGCGAGGGGCGGCAUGACCGCCGAGAUGUUGGCUCCAGCUUCUGAAAUGGGGGACAUGGUUGGGCAACCUUUUGACGACAAUGACAAGGCCGGAAGAAGGAAACCAGGGAUGCGAUGCGAGAUUCGCGCUGGAUGUGUGAGGGGCAACAGAAAAGAAGACAGACAUGGGAGUCGUGGUCUGAGGUUUUGAUCUGAAGGUCCCGCCGUGUAGAGGGUAAUGAAAACUUUUGGUAUUGGUUUGACAUUGCAGUGAUUCUUCACCGCCCCUUUCCUCUCGUGCCACGGCCUCUCUCCAGCACCUUGAGCCGCUUCUGGUACCGCUCGCCCACGGCCGCUCCACUCCCGCGAGGCCCAUCCACAGUGUCGAUGCCUCUCUUGCGGCUCUUCUCGAGCAGAGCCUUGGUGCCGCCACCCGAGCUCCUGCCCUUGGUCAGCCGGCUGAUCCUGUCCACGCCUUCGCUGAGCUCUCUCCAUUCUUCGCCGCCAAAGCUCAUCCGGUUGCUGCGGCCUUCCAUCCUUGCCCUCUUUGCCCUCUCUUUCUUGCUCUCCUUCGGCAGACGGACGAGAUUUCUCUCUUCGUACUCGCGCCGCUCCUCCUCUAUGCGCCGCUCAGAAGCCGUCUUGAUCUUGCGGCCGCCGUUCACGAUCGUCGAGCCAAUGCUGGGCUCAGCGAUCGGCGCCGUGGACAAC
Molecule: messenger RNA, 2850 nt
Organism: Thermothielavioides terrestris NRRL 8126
Lineage: Eukaryota; Fungi; Ascomycota; Sordariomycetes; Sordariales; Chaetomiaceae
Exons: 1
Coding region: 646-2205 (519 amino acids)
Molecular function (GO): NADP binding; flavin adenine dinucleotide binding; N,N-dimethylaniline monooxygenase activity
Source: RefSeq, a predicted model, not a curated record